Molecule: messenger RNA, 932 nt
Organism: Heterobasidion irregulare TC 32-1
Lineage: Eukaryota; Fungi; Basidiomycota; Agaricomycetes; Russulales; Bondarzewiaceae
Exons: 5
Source: RefSeq, a predicted model, not a curated record
CGCAUUCUUCUCGCAAACAUGAAAGCCCAUUUAUACCCUGUCGUUUGUGACUUAGGUCCUCCAUCCCCUCUAGGUUAUUCCCUCAUAGACUCUUACGACUUGUUAACAAUCCACUCGGUGCUGGGACGCCUAAACUCUCCACGACUCUCUAGCAUUCGCACACACCUUGCUCCUCAUACUUGGUUCUCAACAUGAUGCCUACUCGCUCUGUCUACUUCAUCGGCCUGAACGUUGUUCGCGCUUUGAGCCUUAUUUCUCUCAUACUAGUCUUCGCUAGUAGUAUAUUCGUCAUGGUCACCGAUAUCAAAGCUGUGAACAGGUUCACAGCAGCCGGUUUGAACUCGUCGGAUGCAGACUGCGAAUAUAUUGAGGACAGUACAGUACCAAAUCAGCCAGCUGGCGUGUUUUGGGCUGUGGUCAACCGCCUCCUCAUCAUCUUUCAAGUCAUCUUCCUGAUCCUGUCCGAGGUCGAAUGGCCCAUGUCCUUCUUUGACCGCUUCUUCCCCGUCCUUGGUUCUCAAUUUGGCCUCGGCGCACUCGGAAUCUUUGAAUGCUUAAUCGGCGCGACGGUACUGUCGCACCACGUAGACGACUUCACCCUGGUCGCUGCAUUCUUCCUUUUCUCCGUGGGUUGUCUCAACAUCGUGCUUGGCCUCGUUUUCCGCGAAUCCGCCAAACCCAAGCGCAGUAUUUUAGCCUGGCGCGCGGAGAAGAACGGCGUGCUCCCGACAACUGCCCCAGCCCCGCAGUCCCUGAGUAAAUUGUCCUUCCGUGACUCGUUGGGCGGUAGGAAGGCGGACGCGGGCGAAUUUGGUGUCCGGGAUAAGUCAACCUUCGGUUUUGGAAGGCAGGGCGAGAAGCAGGCCGGGUUGAAGGGUUUUCUCCUCUCCAGACCUGUUGAAUCCCUUCCACGCCAUGCGACAAGACCUCCA